Messenger RNA from Rotaria sordida, 1482 nucleotides. NCBI's taxonomy places the organism in Eukaryota, Metazoa, Rotifera, Eurotatoria, Philodinida, Philodinidae. The record is from the annotation of a GenBank genome assembly.
AUGACACCUAUUUAUCUUAUUAUAAUUUUGAUUAUAAUAAGUUCAAUAGUAUAUCUUUAUAAACCUAUACGUAAAUUAAUUCAACAAAAAACUAUUUAUUCAUCAUGUUUCAAAACACCGAAAUCUGAUUAUAUUCCUAUAUUUGGUCAUUUGUUUUCGUUAGCUGGUCAGAUUUCAAAACGAGAACAUUAUCAAUAUUUUUUGAAGUAUUGCCGAGAAUAUUCAAAUGAACCGAUCAUUUGUAUUUGGUUUUUCUUAUGGCCAUUUCUUGUAUUCCGUCGAGUCGACUAUUUAGAGAUUUUUCUGGCGGCUGGUUCAAAGCAUUUAACUAAAUCACCAGAUUAUACAUUGCUCGAUGAUUGGUUGAAAACGGGAUUGCUAAUUACUUCAGGUAAAAAAUGGAAAACACGUCGACGAAUUAUUACUCCAUCAUUUCAUAAUAGCAGUCUUUUAGCUAAUUGUAUUGAUAUAUUUAAUGAACAAUUAAACAUUGGUUUAAAACAUUUUCAGACAUUAGCUAAUCAACAAGUAGAAACUGAUUUAUAUCCAUUGAUUUCAGCUUGGACACUUGAUGUCAUUUGUGAGACAGCAAUGGGUAAAACAGUUCGAGCACAAACUGAGGAAUCUGAAUAUGUAAAAGCCGUUGUUCGAAUUACGGAGCUUAUAGCUUUACGAAUGCGUUCACCAUGGUUAUGGCCUCGAACAAUAUUUAAACUUUCUGCUCAAGGUCGUGAACAUGAUCGCCUUCUGAAAAUCAUACAUAAAUUUACUCGACAAGUAAUCGAAGAUCGUAUUGCUAACUUUUCGUCGAUUGAUGUUCGACAUCGAAUGGCAUUUCUUGAUACACUUAUUGCAAAAAUGAAUGAUGAACAAAUAUCAAUUGAUGACGUACAAGAAGAAGGUCAUGAUACAACGGCAACUGCAAUUAAUUUUGCUUUAUUUAUGAUUGCACUUCAUCAAGAUAUUCAACAACAUUUAUUCGAAGAAAUUCAAAGCAUAUUUCAAAAUGAUAAUGAACGUGCAUGUACACUUGAUGAUGUUCAACAAAUGAAUUAUCUUGAAUGUGUUAUUAAAGAAACAUUAAGACUUCUACCAUCUGUUCCUAUGAUUGGACGAGAAAUUCAAGAAACAUUUCAAUAUGAUGGUAAAACAUUUUUGAAAGGUACAACAGUUGUAAUCUUUAUCUAUGAAAUUCAUCGUGAUCCACAACAUUUUCCUGAACCAGAAAAAUUUGAUCCUGAUCGAUUUUUACCUGAACUAACUCAACAACGACAUCCUUACGCAUACAUUCCAUUUUCUGCUGGUUCACGAAAUUGUAUUGGUCAACGUUUUGCUUUGCUUGAAGAAAAAGUAUUUCUUUCAACAAUAAUUCGUCGAUUUCAUCUAACAACAAGUCAAACUUAUAAUGAUUUUGUACCAACUGAACAAAUAAUUCUUCGUUCUGAUAAUGCACUCAAAGUCAAACUUAUAUCACGUGCAUAA